AUGGUUGUGCUCGCUUCUUCAAUUAUAAGCAAGUCUGGGAAAGUGCUUGUUUCUAGGCAGUUUGUGGAUAUGUCUCGUAUAAGAAUUGAGGGUCUUCUUGCGGCUUUCCCUAAGUUGGUAGGCACCGGCAAACAACAUACAUAUGUUGAGACAGAAAAUGUGCGCUAUGUUUACCAGCCGAUAGAAUCUUUGUACUUGCUACUUGUUACAAACAAGCAGAGCAAUAUAUUGGAAGAUUUGGAGACUUUACGGCUGCUCUCUAAACUUGUACCUGAAUAUUCUUUGUCCCUAGAUGAAGAAGGUAUAUGCAGGACAGCAUUCGAGCUGAUUUUUGCUUUUGAUGAAGUCAUCUCUCUUGGGCACAAGGAAAAUGUGACUGUUGCACAGGUUAAGCAGUACUGUGAGAUGGAGAGUCAUGAAGAGAAGUUGCACAAGCUCGUAAUGCAGAGCAAGAUAAACGAAACCAAGGAUGUUAUGAAACGGAAAGCUAGUGAGAUUGACAAAAGCAAGAUUGAUAGGGGCAGAGUUGAAAAGGGUGGAUUUAUGUCUUUACAGUCAAUGGGAUCUGGAAGAAUUGAGAGUACCUUUAGUGAUAUGAGCAUAUCAAGUAGUGGAAGUGGUGGUUUCGGAGGUGGUUCUGGUUUUGGAUUGAGCACUGAUAUUGACUCAUUUUCUACAAAGACCAAAGGUCGUCCACCUUCAUCUGCCACCGCUCCUCCAAAGGGUUUAGGUAUGCAGCUGGGAAAAUCACAAAGGACCAACCAAUUUUUAGAGUCCCUGAAAGCAGAGGGGGAGGUGAUUCUUGAAGAUGUACAGCCAAAAGCAGGCCAGUCUAAAUCAGCUGCUCCACCUCUAACUGAUCCCGUCACUUUGAAUGUUGAAGAGAAGCUCAAUGUUACACUUAAACGUGAUGGUGGAAUGAGCAACUUUGAUGUUCAGGGGACAUUAUCUCUGCAAAUUCUUAACCAAGAAGAUGCACACAUCCAAGUCCAGAUUGAAACUGGUGCAAAUCCUGGCAUCCUUUUCAAAACACACCCUAAUAUGAACAAAGAACUGUUCUCCAAUGAAAACAUUCUAGGCCUAAGGGAUCCUUCUAGGCCUUUUCCCACCGGUCAAGCUGGUGAUGCAGGAGGUGUUGGUCUUUUGAAGUGGAGAAUGCAGACUACAGACGAGUCAAUGGUGCCCCUGACAAUCAACUGUUGGCCCUCUGUUUCUGGGAAUGAAACUUAUGUCAACAUUGAAUAUGAAGCUUCACAGAUGUUUGAUCUGCGAAAUGUUGUCAUCUCAGUACCUCUGCCAGCUCUUCGAGAGGCUCCACGAGUAAGCCAGGUUGAUGGUGAAUGGAGAUAUGAUUCAAGGAAUUCAACGUUGGAGUGGUCCAUACUUCUUGUUGAUAACUCGAACCGCAGUGGAUCGAUGGAGUUUGUUGUUCCCCCAGCAGACUCAUCUGUAUUUUUCCCCAUUUCUGUGCGCUUCUCCGCCACUAGUACAUUCAGUGACCUGAAGGUUGUGAACAUUUUACCUCUGCAAGGUGGAAACCCUCCCAAGUUCUCUCAAAGAACGCAGUUGAUCACAGAGAAUUACCAAGUGGUGUGA
This is a messenger RNA of Prunus armeniaca (apricot), 1596 nucleotides long. The record is from the annotation of a GenBank genome assembly. NCBI's taxonomy places the organism in Eukaryota, Viridiplantae, Streptophyta, Magnoliopsida, Rosales, Rosaceae.